UGACGUCACGUGAGGCGCCAUUUCCGAGUGCAGACCUCAGCUGCCCGUAGGAGCUGAGAAGUCGGUUCGUCGCUCGGGUCGCUGAGGCUUGGGUGCAAGGAACCGUUCCACCAGAGACUUCCACGAGAGAGGCUGUGGUGAAGAGCGGCUAAACGCAGAGGAGAAAGGGAAAGCGUGCGUGACGCCUGAAGGACACGUCAUCAGAGCGCACCGGAAGGGGCCCCAGAAUGAAGAGUGUGAUCUACCAUGGCUUAUCUCAGAAAGAGGAAGAAGAAUCGGAUGUUCAGCACCUGGGAGCCCAGCGGGCUGAGGCCUUCGUGAAGGCCUUCCUGAAGCGGAGCAUGCCCCACAUGAGCCAGGAGGCCCGAGAGAACCAACUGCACCGCAAAGCUGUGGUCCUGGAGUACUUCACCCGCCGGAAACCGAAGGAGAAGAAGAAGAAGCCCAAAGGCCUGUCUGCCAGGCAGAGGAGGGAUCUGCGGCUCUUUGACAUUAAACCCGAGCAGCAGAGGUACAGUCUUUUUCUCCCUCUACACGAGCUCUGGAAACAGUACAUCCGGGACCUGUGCAAUGGUCUUAAGCCAGACACGCAGCCCCAGAUGAUUCAAGCCAAGCUGUUAAAGGCAGAUCUUCAUGGAGCUAUUAUUUCAGUCACAAAAUCCAAAUGCCCCUCAUAUGUGGGUGUCACAGGAAUCCUUCUACAGGAAACAAAGCACGUUUUCAAAAUUAUCACCAAAGAAGAUCGCCUGAAAGUGAUCCCCAAGCUAAACUGUGUGUUCACUGUGGAAAUAGAUGGCUUUGUUUCCUACAUUUAUGGCAGCAAGUUCCAGCUGCGAUCAAGUGAACGGUCUGCAAAGAAGUUCAAGGCAAAGGGGACAAUUGACCUGUGAACCUUCUGCUACCCAAGGCGGUUGUUUAUGAGGGCUGCAGUUGGAAAACACCCAAAUAUUCUGGUUCUAGACCUCCAGCCAGUGCAAAUCCGAGUUAAGGACAUUUAAUUAAAGAGCAAGGGACGCCACACAAGGUCCUGAGGGAAGAGGUCAGGGAACAGAAGAACUGAUGUUUCCAGGUGGUCUCAAUUCUGCAUUACAUGUGGAGGGAGAAGACUGGUUGACUGGAAGUGUGGGAUUAUUCGGGUCUGUCUUUCUCACUCUUCCCUGUGUUUUCCAAAGAAUCAAUUGUUUGUAUCAUAAUGAAGCUCACAUGUUGCCACAAACAGGCUGUAAGUAGAGGAAGUCUCCCUGCUGUUCUGGAUGCCAGGUUGGAAGGAAAGGGGCACCCAAAGUCGCACCUGGGUGGUACUUUGUACCUGUCUCAGGAAGCACCUGACCCCGGGCACCGUGUUGCACAGUGGCACAGCAUGACUGACGCGUUCUUUCAACCCCUGGCAGCUCCUGAGCGGUUUACCCUGUUGUUUCAGGAAAGGGGCAGGGGCAGGAGUGGGGCCGCUGUUCAGGGACUCUGGGCUCAGGAGUUCCGGCUGAGAUGGGCCACACAGGCAAGAUGCCAGGCCUGGAUGUGCGUCUCAGUGGUGGUUCUGGUACAGGCAGGUGGAACCUGCAGCAGCACUGUCAUGCCACAGCAUGGUAGACCCCAGAGCUGGGUCGCCUGCAGGAAGGCGAGACUGCAGCCCUUUCCAGGGUCCAGCCUGCUGGGAAAGCCACGGUCCCCAGCAGAGGCGCCUCUUGGUGUCUUGGUGCGUUUUUGCUGCUGAAAGACAUGACCUCAGUCUGACAGUUCUGUGUGCUAGUGUGUGUGUGUGGCCCAUUGAUGAGGCCCUUCAGUGCAGGGUCAGAGUGAACACAGGUUGGGGACUGGAAUGGGAGGAGGGGCAGCCUCCACUGUCUGGUGUUAGGAAAACCGCAGGGUCAGGAUUCAUGUGCUUUUCCUUCAUACUAGGAGUGUGAGUCGUGACCUUCUUUGUGGCAGGAGAGCUGGAAGGCCCAGCUCUGCCUUUGUACCUCCCAGGGGCUCAGCCUGCACCCAGAGUGUUGGCCCUGCCUCCCUCUUUGGGGUGUCUGCUGCUCCCCACCUGUCUCAGGCAGCUCAGUGUUACCCCACUUAGCGUACAAGCACCGCUGCCCAGGGUACAGACGGAGCUAAGCCUUAGCACCAUGUGUUCCAGCAGCUGCUCCCUGGGGUGUGGCACUCCAUGUUUUGCCACUGGAAGCCUCAGACUCCCAAGUUCUGUCUUGCCCAAAGCUUCACGGACUGACAGAAACAACUGGGAUUUGAACCCACAGUCUGGCUCCAGAGCUGUGCUUUGAGCAGCAGGGUGUUUGCGAGGACGAAGGAGAGACUGCUGUGAAGCACAUCGUGUGGCCCCUUUAGUGCCUGGUCUCCCGCUGGGGAAGCCUCUGUUUGCGGUGGACACAGCCGUCUGAGCGCGCCCCAUUCGUAGCAGUGUAGGUGCUGUAACUUCCCAGACCACGCUGCCUUCCCACCCCUGCAGUGUCACAGGCACCCCACGUUGUGUAGAUACACAGUUGUGCUCCAGAAAAGUUGUUGGUACCACUUGCCACAUGAAAUCUGUUUCUGAUUUGGUGUAGACUCAGGUUUCCGUGUGAGCACUGAUUCAUGUGUAGACUCGUCCCUCUCUACAGGGGCUUGGUGAGAACACCCACCUGUCACGAAGCUGCUGCUGCUCCUGCGGCACACCUGUCCCCAAGGUCUCCUGGCCUCUGGGUCCUGUGCAGAGGAGGGGAAAGAGUCCACGCCAGGCAGAGCACCUUGCCUGACAAAGGUGUGCUAACUGCUGCACAGAGCAAGGCUCCAGGCCCAGGGCAUACACACGGCUGGCCUGUUCCCCUCCCUGAGCUGCAGCACAUGGCUUAUGUGUGUUGUUUUAUUUGGAAAGCAGAUUGACAAAAAGGAAGAGAGAGAGAUCUUCCAUCUGCUGGUUCACUUCCCAAAUGGCCACAAAGGUCAGAGUUGAGCCAGGUCAAAAGCCUGGAAUUCCAUCCAGGUUCCCCACAUAGAUGGCAGGGACCCAAGCACUUGGGACAUCUGAUUUCCCAGGCGCAUUAGCAGGAAGUGGAGCAGCCAGGACUCAGACGGGUGUUCUGAUGUGGGAUGCUGAUGUUGCGAGGAGCAGCUUACUCCUCCCCUGUGCCACAGUGCCAGCCCCGUGGGGCACAUCGUGUACGGUAAUGUGUCCAAUCUCACCCAUCCUCACUGCCCAAGAAAUAGGACCCUAUUGGAGCUGAGGCCUAGGACAUGUAGGCCCAUGUGAGAUGAAGCCCGUCUGCCUCCUGUGAACGCCCAGAGAAGGUGCUGUCAAGGCCCAAGGACAGGAGUGGUGAGCACCUCAGGAUGGGACACAGGAAGGCGUUGGCCUAGGCCCUUUGCGGUUCCGCAGGACUUCUGUGCAUGGAGGACUCAGCUGCAGAGCAGGCCACAGAGGCCAGGCCGUAGCCCCUCUGCGAGAGGAGAAGCACCUGGAGAGGAGAGGGAGGGCAGCGUGGGUCUGGCCGUUAGCAGUCUGCUUGGCCACCAUAAAAUAAACGCCACAGACGGGCAUCUGAAAUGAUUUGUUUUUCACAGGUUUGGAGCUUUUGUUUCUAGUGAGACCUUGCUUCCUGGCCCGCAGACGCCACUUUCUCACUGUCCGCACACAGCGUUUGCUCUGCAUGAACGCGAGCUCUGGUGUCUCCCUCUCUGCUUAAAAGCACCCUAGUCCUAUGGGAUCAAGGCCCCACCCUAUGACCUCUUUAACUUUAAUUAUCUCCGUAAAGACCCAGUUCAGUCCGGAGCAGCCAGGAAAUCUCACAGGACGGCACCAGUACCCGUCCUGUGGUGCAGUUCACCUGGUCCUUGCUGGACCCUGAGCUCUGCUCACCCAGAUUCCAUGACUUGGUCAUGCAGGUGCCUAGGGUUGGGGCUGCUCCGGCCAAGGUUGCUAGAUUUCCCUUCAUCUUCGCAGACAGGCACACUUUCCACCCUGCCCCCUGGCCCAGGCCCACUCUGUUGGGGGAAUGAGUGUGCACACAGGUGGGCAGAGCAAGCAGAGGAGACUCCUGGGAGGACGGCUGUGGAGCUGUGAAGGGCAUGGUCGCAUCGGUGCUCAAGGCAGGGGCCUGCAGAGCCACGCUGAACAUCCAGAGGGCUUGGGAGGGCCUGCCCACAGGGCACCAAGCCAGGCUCCAGCCCACAGGACAUUGCCUAAGGUUCUACCCAAUGUAGUAGAAGGGGAGAGAUGGCAGGAACUGCGAGAAAAAUUCUAAUCCACGGGGCAGGGUAUCAGAUUCCACUGAUACUAUACCCAGUCCUGAAAUCCCGGGCCUCGGUGUCACCAUCCAUCAAGUGGGGCCAUGUGACUAGGUUCAGUUCUCCUGGAAUGCCGUCCUGAAGCUUCCUGCAUCAGAGUCGGCAGGCUGCGAGUCCUAAGCAGCCAGCUCCCGGAGUGGGACCCAGAGAGCUGUGUGUUUAUCAAGACCCCAGCUGCUUCCUGCCAUCACCGAUGUUUGGGGAUGGUGGACUCCAGAUGGUGCCUAAAGUCUCUUCCAGCUCUGACAUCUGGGCUGCGAUUUAAGAUUGCAGACUGUGGGGCCAGCACUUUCUGGAUGCCGGAAAAGAUCAUCAAACAAGCGAUCUCUCAGGUUCUAAAGAGUAAACAUGAACAUUCCUCCGAAAAGCCAUAAAUUAUGGCUAAAAGCCUCUUUCUGGACAAUGGCUUUAGCUUUAAUUUAGUUUGCAUUGCUUAGCUAUAAUGCCUAAUUAAGACAUCUGUUAAAUGUCUAUAAUAUUAAUUUAAUAGAGGGGGUUCUAAUAGAACCGUAUUGGAAUUGUCCAUUUAAUUAACCUCAUGGGCCUUUAAUGGAUGUCUUAAAUAGACAUCAUUAACAAGAGUGUUAGACAAAUUAAAAUCGGAGUCACUAACGUUCUUGCUAAUUUUUCCUGAGCUGUGAAGGACGAACAGUGCUAAGUAGACAGGCAGAGACAGGCCGAACACAGGAAUGUCAGAGCAGCCGUCCACUGAGAGGGGUCCAGAGUGGACAGGCACUGAGUGGAGUUCAGUCGUUUUGUCUCAUGGUCAGCUUGGCCCAAAGAAACACUACUCUCCAGAGCCAGGAUCUGGCCCUCAGUACACCUGUCACAGAAAGAGUUCUGGCCUGGUCCAACAGCCUGAGCGCCUGGACUGAGUGGAGGGUGGAAGACCGCAUCCAGAGAGUCCCAGUCAACACCAGAUAUUUAAGUCACCCUGCAAGGGAUCGUGGACCAGGAGUCACCUGAACAGAGCAGACUAGGACAGGGCUGCGUUGGUGCUGGUGAGUCGGUGGCAUUGGGUGAAGUGUGCUGAAGUGGAAACCAGGACAUAGCUCUUGCCGUCACUGCUCCUCUGAACAGCUCUCACUGGACACAUGCCUCUUCCAGCAGCAGUGCUCAGUUCUCUGUGUUGCUUGGCCUCAUCAGCUGUCCCCUCCCUCCUGAAGCCCACUUCUGUUACCCCACACGCCCGACUUCCCUCCUCCGUCACUUCUCAGCGUCAGCGUUAGGCAGCUUUUUGUUGCUCUAAGUGCCUGAGGCAGCCUACCUUCAUGAAGAAAAGAGGUUGACUUAGCUCCCAGUUUUAGUUUCAAGGCCAAGAUUGGUGGCCACCAUUGUUUGACCCCUGGUGACAGCAUUCCCGCUGGGAAAGUCCCAAGGUGGUUCAUGACAAUUCAGGGAGCAAGUAACCAUCUCCGUCUGUGUCUCAUGUGCAGAGAAUAAAUUUUGUGCCCACCUGAGAUUUAAUGGAUAAAUUUCAGAGAGAUUUGUCUUCAAUAGCUAAGUAAAACCAAACCCUACUGGAGAAUUAGCAAAAAUGCUACUUGAAGGAACUAAAUUUACCUUGCAAAAGUGCUAAUUUUCUUAGUGAGAGUAAUGUAUAAGAUUUCUCUGCAGACAGAUGUCAACGUAACCUGUAGAUAAUAUUUAAUAAAGUGCCCUUGGUGAAUCGUGAUUAAUAAAUAUGGUUUCCUCAUUAAAAACAAAAAGCCACCAGGGUUCAGUCACAGGGGUCCCACCCCAGUGCCCUGGUUGAAUCUAAGCACUUACCUCGGUGCCGUAAUUGGAUUAAAUGUUACCCCUCUCCGUUAGUGCCAGUAAUAAGACUGGGGAGUAGACUCCCUAAGGAGCGUCCUUCGGUGGCCCCAUCUCUACUUCAGACACACGUGAGACUGAAAACCCUGUGCCAUCCGGGCCCAGCAGGCCCCGUUUGUGGUCUGCCUCCCCCCGCUGGAAACCAGGCUCCCUAAGGAGCGGCUUUAAAGGCUGCUCUAGUGAAGAUCUGCAGUAGGUGCCCCACAGGUGUUUGUUGAUGGAAUGAAAAAAACUGCCCACUGACAUCCCCACCUGGCUGUCGACUGCAAGCCGUGGAGGGGCGGGCACUGUGGCACCACAUGAGGUGCCCACAUCCCACAUCCGAGUGCAUGGUGCUGACCCUCCGGCUUCCUACUGAUGCACAUCCUGGGAGGCGGGGGUGGUGGACAAGUGCUCGAGUCCCUGGAGGAGGACCUGGUUGGAGUCUGGCUCCUGCCUUUGGCCUACACCAGCCCCAGUUGCUGGGAGCAUCCAGAUGGAAGCCAGCAGAUAGGAUUUCAGUCUCUCUCUGUUGCCCUGCCUUUCAAAUAAACAAAAAUUAGAAACUUUUUUAAUGUUUGUGGACAGCAGAAUUAAAAGAUAAACCUGAUUUGGUACCCCCGAAAUUUGAAAUUCGUGCACAUGAAGGAUCUUCACACAGUCAUAGAAUUGCCUAUUGUGAAAAAAUUGCAUGGAUUUCAAAAGUCUUUGCAAGAAAAUAGACAACAUCAUGUCCCUCAAACUUUUCUUUUUAAGGUUGAUUUACAUAUUUGGAAGCCAAAGUUACAAAGAGAGAAAUCUUCCAUCUACCUUCAAUGGCCAGGCGGUAGCCAGGAGCCAGGAGCUUUGUCCAGGACUCCCACGUGGGUGGCAGGAGCCCAGGCACUUGGACCAUCUUUGCUGCUUUUCCCAGGCCAUCAUCAGGAAGCCAGAUCAGCAAUGGAGCAGCCAGGACACGACGCAGUGCCCAUGUGGGAUGCUGGCAUCAAAGGCAGUGGCUUUACCCACUAUGCCACCAUGCGGGCCCCUCCCACAGGCUUUUCGAUGGGCCCUCAUGGAGGUCCCAACCCAAUGAGCUACACUCAACACCGUCAACUCCUCCACAACCCCAUGCCCACAACCCUGCCUCAGGUACCCGGGUAGGAAACCCGAGAGCCAGCCUCGAUUCCUCCCUGGGGUUCGCACCCCCAUCCUGUUUUCCCUUCAGUGCUGCUGGCUCAUCUUCCAGCCCUUAUCAUCGCCUCUGCUCCAACCUUGACCUGCCCACAGCCCCUCAGCGCAGAAGCUGCACCGAGGCCAUACUCGGUGACCUUGCAAAAGUGCUAAUUUUCUCAACGAGAGUAAUGUAUAAGAUUUCUCUGCAGACAGAUGUCAACGUAACCUGUAGAUAAUAUUUAAUAAAGUGCCCUUGGUGA
Molecule: messenger RNA, 7475 nt
Organism: Lepus europaeus (European hare)
Lineage: Eukaryota; Metazoa; Chordata; Mammalia; Lagomorpha; Leporidae
Gene: POP4
Product: POP4 homolog, ribonuclease P/MRP subunit
Exons: 7
Coding region: 228-890 (220 amino acids)
Biological process (GO): tRNA 5'-leader removal; rRNA processing
Cellular component (GO): ribonuclease MRP complex; ribonuclease P complex
Molecular function (GO): ribonuclease P RNA binding
Source: RefSeq, a predicted model, not a curated record